Messenger RNA from Centrocercus urophasianus (Greater sage-grouse), 591 nucleotides. RefSeq names its product crystallin beta A4 (gene CRYBA4). Lineage: Eukaryota; Metazoa; Chordata; Aves; Galliformes; Phasianidae. Bases 1 to 591 code for a protein of 196 amino acids. The record is from RefSeq and is a predicted model, not a curated record. Gene Ontology annotation, molecular function: structural constituent of eye lens. Gene Ontology annotation, biological process: lens development in camera-type eye; visual perception. The transcript has 5 exons.
AUGAUCCAGCGCCGCAGGCCGUCCUCCGGCCUCUGGAAGAUCGUGGUGUGGGACGAGCCCUUCUUCCAGGGCAAGCGGCACGAGUUCACCACCGAAUGCUACAGCACUCCGGAGCGCGGCUUCAGCACCGUGCGCUCCUUCAGGAUCGAGAGUGGGGCCUGGGUGGGCUUCGAGCACUGCGGCUUCCAGGGACAGCAGUUUGUGUUGGAGCGUGGUGAGUAUCCGUGCUGGGAGGCGUGGAGUGGCAGCAACGCCUACCACGUGGACAGGAUGAGCUCCUUCCGCCCCAUCACCUGUGCUGAGCACGGGCACAGCCAGCUGCUGCUGUUCGAGCAGGAGAACUUCCAGGGCAGGAGGGGGGAGCUGAGCGACGACUGCCCCUCGCUGCCCGAGCUGGGCUGGGAUGGCAGUGCCGUGGGCUCCUUCCUCGUCUGCUCCGGCGCGUGGGUCUGCUCACAGUACCCUGGGUACAGGGGCUUCCAGUACCUCCUGGAGAGUGACAGCCAUGCCGGCGAGUACAAGCACGUUCGGGAGUGGGGCUCCCAUGCACAGACGGGCCAGGUGCAGUCCAUCCGCAGGGUUCAGCAGUGA